GCAGCCUCAAUUAUUACUGGAGAAGAUGGAAGUCAACUUAAAGCACGUCUAUGUAGCAUCACAUAUACUUGCUAGGAAGAAAUUGAACAGCUACCUUCCUUUAGUUUUAUCUAUAUGAAGCAUAAGGGCUCCUCCCUACUCCAUCUUUGCGGUCUCAGCAGCAAACGAGACCGACAACAAACAAGUUACUAAUUUCAUCUUCCAUUUCUUUCCUGAAACCACCAUUCUAUACAUUAUCUUCUUCUCCAUUAUUCACGGGCGCGCCAGCUAUAUCGACAUUCUCCAUUUGUCCUGGUUUUGGCCAAUCCACUGUGAUAGCUUUCCUUUUAGCUCAAAUACAGAAGUUUGGACAGUGACACUGUCUUGUGUAUGACUGCGGUCCAGAAUUGCACUUGAUCCUAUUGAGGUGCAUACAGAGAUGAACUCCUCAGCCAAUCAUCAAUGGCUGGAAGAAUUGAUCACAAUGCUGAGCGCAGGAAAACGAAGAUCUCGGGGAGCUCGACUUCAUUGACCUGCUGAGCAUGCAGCAGCUCGCCGAAUCCCUCGCCGACGAGCUCUGGGACCAGCCUACUCAAGAACAGCAAGUACAGUUGGAUUUGGAUCAACGGCAGCAACCUAUGUACCCGACAGGCUUCUCCUUUCUCGGGGACAUCCGCAAAUCCUACGCGGAGGGAUUCCCGACGACGAUGGCCAUCAGCGCGGGCGGCGGAGACAGCGUGUUCUCCUUCACCGACGGCAAGUCGAAGCAGCUGAGCUUCUCUUCGCCAGAGCCCAAGCAGGACGGCGACGCCAGUACAACUGCCGGGAAAUUCGGCGCACGGUCGCCGGCGACGAUGGAAUCGAAAGGCAGGCGGAGAGCGAGCUCGAGCGUGCAUGAGCACGUCCUUGUAGAGAGGCGGCGGCGGGAGAAGAUGCACCUCCAGUUCGCGACCCUCGCGUCCAUCAUCCCUGACACCACCAAGAGAGACAAGGUGUCCCUCCUGGGGAGCACCAUCGACUACGUGCACCAUCUCAGGGGCAGGCUCAAGGCCCUGCAGGAUGAGCAGUUCCAGAGCACCGGCAGCACGGCGGAGUCACCACCGCUGGACGCCCGGUGCUGCAUUGGCUCCGAGGAUGACGGCGAGGCGAGCCAGAAGAUCGAGGCUGACGUCCGGGGGACGACGGUUCUGCUGAGGGUGGUGUGCCGGGAGAAGAAGGGGGUGCUGAUCAUGGUGCUCAAGGAGCUGGAGAAGCACGGCCUGUCCAUCACCAGCACCAACGUCUUGCCGCUCGCCGAUCAGUCGUUGCUGAACAUCACCGUCACCGCGCAGAUUGAAGACGGAUCUUCUACCGCUGUUGAGUUUGUGAAUAAUCUAAACUCCGCUCUGAGAAAUUUUUAGGUACAAAUUUCAGUUUAAUGGACGAAGUAUUGACAUUUGUAUGUACAAAUGGAGAUCGAAGUGGCAGCAACUAUAGCUAGUUUGUAGGUGAUUAGUGACCCCGUGUCCCUGUUCUACUUAGCUUUGUUCAAGGAAAUUGAUACCUUGUGUUUUUGUUCUGGCAAAAUAAAGGGAUGCAACUUUGUAUUUUGGGAUA
Messenger RNA from Panicum hallii, 1575 nucleotides. RefSeq names its product transcription factor bHLH18-like. NCBI's taxonomy places the organism in Eukaryota, Viridiplantae, Streptophyta, Magnoliopsida, Poales, Poaceae. The record is from RefSeq and is a predicted model, not a curated record. The coding region runs from base 522 to 1379 and encodes 285 amino acids. The transcript is spliced from 4 exons. Gene Ontology annotation, molecular function: protein dimerization activity.